UCCCAUUGGCCCAUUUCAAUAGUCGCGGGAUACUUGAACUGCACGAACAGCCGCCGCUCCGGCGGGCUGCUCGCUACAUCUCGGGGGCGUCUUGAGCCCUCCACGCCCGGCAGUUCCUGCCUGAGCCUUUCGCAACGUCCUCGGAGCUGCGCGAUCCCGAGCGAGCAGGCUGGCCCGGACUGCCGCGGGCGGCUGCGGCUGGAGCGUUUCUCGGCGGGGUCGGCGGGACGCAGUACACGCUGCUUGGCGCCGCAGGCUGAUCCCGCCGCGACCCGGGGAGCAGUGAUGUUGGGCAGCUCGGAGCCUGGGCCUGAGGCCCGCGAGGCGGGCUCGUCGCUGCUAACGUUGCAGCAUACGGCGCUCCAAGAGGACCAGGAGAACAUCAACCCCGAGAAGGCGGCGCCCGCCCAGCAGCCCCGGACCCGGGCCGGGUUGGCGGUCCUGAAGGCCGGGAACCAGCGCGUCCCAGCGCCGCAGCAGAGGCCCAAGACACGGCGGGUUGCACCUCUUAAGGAUCUUCCUAUAAAUGAUGAACAAGUCACUAUUCCUCCCUGGAAAGCAAACAGUAAACAGCCUGCAUUUACCAUUCAUGUGGAUGAAACAGAAGAAGAGACUCAGAAGAGGCCAGCUGAAUCUAAAAAAACAGAACAUGAAAAUGUCCUGGCUUUUAAUUCAGCUAUUACUCUACCUGGACCAAGAAAACCGCUGGUACCUCUUGAUUAUCCAAUGGAUGGUAGUUUUGAGUCACCACAUACUAUGGACAUAUCAAUUGUAUUAGAAGAUGAAAAGCCAUUGAGUGUCAAUGAAGUUCCAGACUACCAUGAGGACAUUCACACAUACCUUAGGGAAAUGGAGGUUAAAUGUAAGCCUAAAGUGGGUUACAUGAAGAAACAGCCAGACAUCACUAACAGUAUGAGGGCUAUCCUUGUGGACUGGUUAGUUGAAGUAGGAGAAGAAUAUAAACUACAGAAUGAGACCCUGCAUUUGGCUGUGAACUACAUUGAUAGGUUCCUUUCAUCGAUGUCUGUGUUGAGAGGAAAACUUCAGCUUGUGGGCACUGCUGCUAUGCUCUUGGCCUCAAAGUUUGAAGAAAUAUACCCCCCAGAAGUAGCAGAGUUUGUGUACAUUACAGAUGAUACCUAUACCAAGAAACAGGUCCUGAGAAUGGAGCACCUAGUUUUGAAAGUGCUUGCUUUUGACCUAGCUGCACCAACAGUAAAUCAGUUUCUUACCCAAUACUUUCUGCACCAGCAGUCUGCCAACUGCAAAGUUGAAAGUUUAGCAAUGUUUUUGGGAGAAUUAAGUCUGAUCGAUGCUGACCCCUACCUAAAGUAUCUCCCAUCAGUUAUUGCUGCAGCAGCCUUUCAUUUAGCACUCUACACAGUCACAGGACAGAGCUGGCCUGAAUCUUUAGUUCAAAAGACUGGAUAUACCUUGGAAAGUCUUAAGCCUUGUCUCAUGGACCUUCACCAGACCUACCUCAGAGCACCACAGCAUGCACAACAGUCUAUAAGAGAAAAGUAUAAAAGUUCAAAGUAUCAUGGUGUUUCUCUCCUCAACCCACCAGAGACACUAAAUGUCUAACAGCGAAAGACUGCCUUUAUUUUCUAAGAUGUAAAUCACUCAACGUAUAUGGUGUACAGUUUUUGUAAGGUUUUAAUUUUACAAUCAUUCUGAAUAGUUAUGGUCAAGUACAAAUUAUGGUAUCUAUUACUUUUUAAAUGGUUUUAAUUUGUAUAUCUUUUGUACAUGUAACUAUCUUAGUUAUUUGGCUAAUUUUAAGUGGUUUUGUUAAAGUAUUAAUGAUGCCACCUGUCAGCACAAUAAGAGUAAGAACUAAUAAAUGGAUUUGGAAAAUUUGGUUUGUAAGUCAAAUUGGUUUGACUUUAAGAUACCACUCAGAAGAAUUAAUGUGAUUUUACUAUAGAAGGGGACUGGGAAGGCUUCUCUUGAAAUUAAAAAUAGUUUUAGGGAAACAUUGAAGUUUUAAUAUUCAGUUUCCUAAGCAACUGGAUCAAUUUUGUGACUUGAGCAUAAUCUAAGCAUAUCUGGAAUAAAUCUGUGCUUAUUUAUCAGUUGUGAUGAUCCUGAGAAUCUUUCAGCCCUUUGAACACACUAUGAAAGUGCUUUUUCUUUCCUCAACUUUUACACUUUACAAUUAUUUAAAACCUGUUAAGUUGUCCAGAAGGUUAAUAUUUUAAAGCAUAAUGUAAAAUGCUAUGUAAAGAAUCAACUAGAUUUUAUAAUGGAUUUGUGAGUAGAAAAAUACCCAAAGUUAUUAGCACUGAAUAAAUAUCCUUUUAAUAGUUAUAUAUACAAACAUACAACUCUAUGCACUUCAAUUGGCAGCUCUCUUCUUUUUUCUCUUUUUCACCGGCUUUUUACUUGGUGCUUUUUCUUGUUUUGCACUGAUGGUUUGUGUUCUGUGAAUAAAAUAAAUUAACAUUUUACUAACAGUAUUAGCAUUAUAAAGGUGAGACCAUGGAUGGUUUACCAGACUUACACCAUUUGCUCAUUAAAUUUUGGACCACCAAAAUAGGAGGCCUUAUUUUUUUUUCUAGUAGAACAUACAACAUUUGCCAAUUAUGAGAAUAAAAUGAGGUAACUUUAAAGGCAUCCAUCCAGUUUUUCAGUAAGAACAGCUGGAAUUUGAAUAAAAUAGGGGUGUCUUUGUUUAUAGUAGGAUGAGAAUAAAACCACAGAAGUCUUGAGUAUGUGUAUACAUUUGAAAUAAACCAGAAAUUUGUUACCUUAUUUUCUUUGGGUUCUUGUCUGGUUCUAAAAUGAUCAUUUCUUCUUCUUCACUGUCUGAGAGUACUAUAGGGGCAUCUUUAAGAAAAUAAUUAAGAAAUUAAGGAAACUAUCUAAGUAUAAUCACGUGGAAAAUUUCUACAUAGGUUUAUGUCAGCAGUUCUGAUACUCUGUUUGCAUACAAAUAGCCCCAACUAUUCUGGAGUUUACAGAACUACUUGGUUCUUUCCUUCCCUAAAGUAACUCCUUGGAGCUCUGAAAAAUAACAUACUUCUUUCCUAAAAUUCUGUAAUUAAUUAUAUGUAUAAUUCUGUAAUUUAUACUUCUUUCCUAAAAAUUCUGUAAUUAUAUUCUACUUUGUACAUGUCAUAAUGGGGCAAAAUCUAUGUAUCUUCUAUUCUGAAAGGAAAAUACAAAAAAAACAAUUAUUGGGUCAAAGGUAUAUACAUUCUAAAAAAUUUAUUGCUAAAUCCACCCAAAAUACUGUUCCAAUUUAAAUGAAAAACCUGUUUUUCCUAUAUGCACCCUUGCCAAUGGUGGUUUUUAAGAUUUUAUCUAAGAGCAGAGGAAGAGACUCUGAACUGAGGAUGAAGUCCCACAUGAGGCUUGAUCCCAAAACCUGAGUCAAAACCAGUCAGACUUUACCUACUGAGCCACUAGAUGCCCCAAUUUCUAAUAUUCUCUGAUAGAAAUCUCUGCUUUGAAUUUAUUUGUUACCACUAGAGUUGCCCAUUAAAUAUAUUACUGGCCAUUUAUAUCUGAGAAUUACUUUGUAUCAUUUGCCAAUUUUUCUCCUGAGCCUUAAUAAUAUAUAUAUAUACUAUAUACAAUGUGGAUUAGCCCUCUUCCUAGUUGGCAUAUCAAUUCUUUAUAGUUUUCAGUUAAGUUUCUUUUUAGUGUUUAUAUGCUUUAGAAAGACUUUACCUGUUUUUAUCCUCCCAAUUAUCUUAGGUCUACUUUCAUUCAGUUGAAAAUAUUACUCUUCCAAGCGGUAAUUGAAUGUUUAGCUAUUAAUCUUACUAAUCUUAGAAAAAUAUUUCAAAAAUAUCUAAAAAGAGGCCUAUGCAAAGAUGCUUUACUCUAGCACUGUAACAGAAAAUGGCAACAUUUAUCAACGAGGGAAUUUCGUUAAGCCAACCUAGUUAAUGUCAAAGCUAGAAUUCAAUGCAGCAUUUAAAAAUGUGGCUGAUGACAUGAAAAAGUUCUAAGGAUUCAUUCACAGUCCCUGUGUUUAAGCAGCUUAUUCUGGUGUAAAUACACAGUAAAUAAAUACAUGGAACAAGGUCUGGAAGAGUAAUACCAAAAGAAGUAACCACUGGGAAAGCUGAAUAAGGCUCCCAAUCAAUGGGGAUUAUUUUUCCUCACAAAACACCCCGGCAGGGCAGCCCCGGUGGCUCAGCACAGUUUAGCACCGCCUUUGGCCCAGGGCAUGAUCCUGGAGGAUCCUGGAGGAUCAAGUCCCACAUCGGGCUCCCUGCAUGGAGCCUGCUUCUCCCUCUGCCUAUGUCUCUGCCUCUGUCUCUCAUAAAUAAAUAAAAUCUUAAAAAAACGAAAACAAACAAAAAAACACCCCAGCAGCCUCUCAGUAAUGUUUAUAGAUAAUAACUUCUUUCCUUGAAGGUAGGCAGGUAUGUGCAUUCCAUACCUAAACAGUAUAACCUAAUUUUUUCAGCCAGAUUUUAAUAAUUACACCCUUUAGUUCUCUGCCAGCCUACUUGCUACAUCCAACCUUGGAGGAUAAGUUUUACCACAUAAAAAAAGCCCAAUUCAUGAUUAUUAUGAGCUAAGCAAGAAUUUUUACUAACAGUAAAAGUUAAAACAAUUUUCUCAAGUUCUACAGCUUUCAGAAUGCAAAGAAUAUCUUAUCCAGGACUACCAGUAUUCUAAGCAAUUCUAGAAUUUUGUAUGUUCUAAUACUGCUCUAUUAACAGCCAUACAUGGCUGUUUACUUUUCUAUUAACUAAAAUUAAGAUUCAGAAUUUAAUUUUCUGUCACAAACCACAUUUCAAAUGUUCAAUAUCUGCAUGUGGCUAGUGGCUAUUAUACUGAACAGUGUACAUAAAGAUCUCUAACAUUACAGACAGUUCCACUUGUACAGCUCUAAUACCUGUUAUAUGGGCUUUUUAUAUUUGAGUCUAGAAACUACAAAGAGAAAAUAGCAUGCAGGAAUGAAUCCUUAGGAAACCCAUCCCUUUAAAACUGGCCAGAUAUAAAAGGAAAAAAGAACAAAACAUUUUUAAACUAAAAAUGCCACUACAUACAAAAGAGUACCACUAACUCCACAAAGAUAAGCACAUUAUUUUAGAAAAGAAUUGGGGUUAAAUAUGAACAGAUUCAAACCACAAAAUAUUUAGCUCCUCUGAAAAAGGAACUGCUAAUAAAAGAGCUGUAAUACACAUAAUAUAUUACAUAAAAGCCAUAAAGCGUUACCUACCUUGGCUCCCAAUAUUGGAGACUUCUACUCCAGUGUCCAUUUUUAUAGUAUCAAGAAUGAUAGCUUCAUCAGUGCCAUCUUCAUCCUCCUCUUCCUUCUCAGACUCUUCAAGAUCACCCCAGGAGUUUUCUAUUCCCUCUCCAAUUUGGGCAGUUCCAGGAGUCCAAAGCACAGGAUUAGAAACACUUAACAAGUUAAGAAAACUAUGAAUAACAAAUGCUGUGAUUUGAUGCAGUGUUGAAAAAAGAUGAGAGUAAAAGUUUUAAGACUGAAGUGUGCAUCAUUUGUGCAAAAUUUCACUAACAGCUGCGCUAUGGAUGGCUGAACAAUGAGAAAGAAAAAACAUGUAACUAAGGUUAAGAUUUUAUGGAAACAAUGGUGAGAAAUACUGAGACAUACUGGCUCUCAACAGUUCCAAUCAUAAAUCUGGCAAGUGUAUGAAAAAUUUCCAAGAACAAUGUGUAACAGUAUAUAUAAUGCUUGAUUAUGCCAAUGAGAUUAAAGAAUAAUUUUCCAAAGGAAAAUAAAAUGCUGUAAAUUGGCUAAGAUGGAAAAUUUUCUGUUUUUGUAGGAUAGAUGAAGAGGUGGAUAUUAUGUCAGACUUAAGACUAGUCACUGUCUUGUAUCUUAAAUGUGUUCUCUAUCAAAGCAGUGUUUCAGAAGGUAAACCUCAGUAUGUACACCCUUCACAUAUACCUAAUACUGCCAAAAGUGUUAUGAAUCAUGUUACUGAAAAAAUCAUCCAAUAAAGAUACACUUCUGAAGGA
This is a messenger RNA of Canis lupus familiaris (dog), 5952 nucleotides long. RefSeq names its product cyclin A2 (gene CCNA2). Gene Ontology annotation, cellular component: nucleus; cyclin A2-CDK2 complex; cytoplasm. Gene Ontology annotation, biological process: regulation of cyclin-dependent protein serine/threonine kinase activity; mitotic cell cycle phase transition. The transcript has 8 exons. The record is from RefSeq and is a predicted model, not a curated record. Gene Ontology annotation, molecular function: cyclin-dependent protein serine/threonine kinase regulator activity. The coding region runs from base 286 to 1584 and encodes 432 amino acids. Lineage: Eukaryota; Metazoa; Chordata; Mammalia; Carnivora; Canidae.